GUGGGUGUUUUCCUCUAAACUUAGGCCAUGAUUUCAAGGGCUCUGGAGCCCUCGGUCCGCUGCUAACCCGGGGUCUGGCCUGUCUUCAGCGUUCCUGGGACAUAACAUGUGUCCCCAAAGGCAGGAGUGGUUUAUACCUCUGGGACUUCUACUGCUGCCUCAUUUGCUCCUGGCAAACAUUCAAGAUGCUUCAGAUCAAAUGACCGUCAUCUCUGGCAGCAACGUGACGCUGAAAAUCUCCAAUGUGACUCAUAACUACAAACAGUUAGCCUGGUUUUACAACGACAACCAGAAGAUUGUAGAACAGGAGUCCAAAGACCCUAAAUACUUCAAGUCUCAGUUUAAGGACAGGGUCCGUCUUGGUGGUGACCACACACUCUUCAUCUAUAAUGUCCAGAAGGAGGACAGCAGCACCUACAUCCUGAAGGUGUUGAAGGAGUCUGGGAAAGAGAUAUCUAGGUACAUCUCACUGAAGGUGUUGGAUCCAGUACCUAAACCUGUCAUAAAGAUUGAGAAGAUACAGGAAGAGAGCAACAGAUGUCAUCUGAAACUGUCAUGUGAGAUCGAAGGCCUGUCUGCAAGCUGGUAUGGGGACUCGAGACCACUUCCAAAGGAGAUCCAUAGUAAUGUGCUUGAAAUCACCGUUAAUCCACAGAAUUACUCCAGGAGUUACACCUGCCAAGUCAGCAAUGCUGUGAGCAGCAAGAAUGACACAGUCUACUUCACUUUACCCUGUACUCUGGCCAGAUCCACUGGAGUAGCCUGGAUUGCAACGUGGCUAGUGGUCAUGGUGCCCAUUGUUCCUGGCCUCCUAUGGCCCUGAGAUAAGCUCUUCUAACUCAGGAGUGAAACUUGAAGAUGGCUGGGUCUUGCCUUCAUCAGCCAGACAGGAGCUCUGGUUAUAUGGGAUGGAAGAAAG
Messenger RNA from Acinonyx jubatus (cheetah), 919 nucleotides. RefSeq names its product CD48 molecule (gene CD48). Lineage: Eukaryota; Metazoa; Chordata; Mammalia; Carnivora; Felidae. The record is from RefSeq and is a predicted model, not a curated record. The transcript is spliced from 4 exons. Bases 107 to 823 code for a protein of 238 amino acids.